Messenger RNA from Phalacrocorax carbo (great cormorant), 4446 nucleotides. NCBI's taxonomy places the organism in Eukaryota, Metazoa, Chordata, Aves, Suliformes, Phalacrocoracidae. The record is from RefSeq and is a predicted model, not a curated record.
CGGAGCGGGGUCCUCGGCAGGCGGGGUGAGGUCACUCUUUGUGGCUGCAGUUGGCAAGAUGGCGCCGGUGCUGGUGGAGAAGAAGCUGCUGGGGCCGGAGGGGCCCGGCGGCGCCGAGCUCCCCAGCGAGGAGGAGGAGGGGCAGAACCUCUGGUCUUCAAUACUGAGCGAGGUUUCCACCCGGUCAAGAUCUAAAUUGCCAUCGGGCAAGAAUAUUCUUGUCUUUGGUGAUGAUGGUUCAGGUAAAACCACGCUUAUGGCUAAAAUACAGGGAGCAGAGCAUGGCAAGAAAGGAAGAGGGCUGGAAUACUUGUAUCUAAAUAUUCACGAUGAAGACAGAGAUGAUCAUACUCGCUGCAACGUUUGGAUUCUGGAUGGAGACUUAUACCAUAAAGGGCUAUUGAAGUUUGCAGUUUCUGCAGAAUCCUUGCAAGAUACCAUUGUAGUCUUUGUUGCAGAUAUGUCUAGACCUUGGACUGUUAUGGAGUCUUUACAGAAAUGGGCCAGUGUCUUGCAAGAACAUAUUGAUAAGAUGAAAAUUCCUCCAGAAGAGAUGAGAGACAUGGAACAGAAGUUUAUAAAGGAGUUUCAAGAGUAUGUAGAACCUGAAGAAGGCUACCAAGGAUCACCACAGAGAAGAGGCCCUUCUUCUGGCCAGGAGGAUGAACAUGUUUCUUUGCCACUUGGAGAAAAUGUGCUGACUCACAACCUUGGUAUUCCUGUGCUGGUAGUUUGUACAAAAUGUGAUGCAGUGAGCAUACUAGAGAAGGAGCAUGAUUACAGAGAAGAACACUUCGACUUCAUUCAGUCACACAUUCGUAGAUUCUGCUUACAGUAUGGGGCUGCCUUGAUUUAUACAUCAGUUAAGGAGGAAAAGAACCUUGAUCUGUUGUAUAAGUACAUUGUACAUAAAACAUACGGUUUUCAGUUUACCACACCUGCCUUAGUGGUAGAAAAGGAUGCAGUUUUUAUACCUGCUGGUUGGGACAAUGAAAAGAAAAUUGCCAUUUUACAUGAAAACUUCACAACAGUGAAACCAGAAGAUGCAUAUGAAGACUUCAUUGUAAAACCUCCUGUAAGAAAGUUAGUCCAUGAUAAAGAGCUGGCAGCAGAAGAUGAACAAGUAUUCCUUAUGAAGCAGCAGUCAUUCCUUGCCAAACAGCCAGCAACGCCUACAAGAGCAUCAGAAUCUCCUGCAAGAGGCCCUGCAGGGUCCCCAAGAACUCAAGGCAGAGCUGGUCCCACCAAUGUACCCAGUGCCUCGCCAAUAACAUCAGUUAAGAAACCAGAUCCAAAUAUUAAAAAUAAUGCUGCAAGUGAAGGUGUCUUGGCUAGUUUCUUUAACAGUCUCUUGAGCAAAAAGACUGGCUCUCCUGGGAGUCCUGGUGCUGGAGCAGUGCAAAGUACAGCCAAGAAAUCAGGGUUUAGAGUUUAACUCCCAGGUACCAUUAGUCUACGUGUAAAGUGGUUUGUAUGGACAAAAAACAGUUUUGACAAAUGUUCAAGAGGAAUUGGAUAGGAUGACUCGCAAGCCAGACUCUAUGGUAACAACAAACUCUCCUCCAACAGAGAACGAAGCUUGAUAGCGCAUUAAAAAAUGUAUCUGUAAAUGACCAAAUAACUAUGUAUAUUGAUCUGAUAAGACCAGGAAUUUUCUGCUAUGGCAGAUGCUAUCAGUUUUCUUGGGGCAGGGGAAAUGAGCUAAUUACAUCAUUGCCUUGUCCCAGUAAAAAGUGCACAUUCAGGAAGUUUGCAUAUAAAAUCCCUCUGUAUAAGAUAACCAUUUAGAGUUUAUAUAGGGCAAUUCUUUUGGUUUUGGAGGUAAGCAGGUGCAGCUGCAUUUCCUGUUGUGAAGAACAGAGAGAAGCAAAAGGGAGAAUUCUUAUUAAAAUACUACUACUGACUGCACACAAGGCAAGAAAGAGAAAUUAAAUCCUCUUUCAGAGUUACUGGAAUUGGCUACUUGUAUGUUUGCAAAUGCAUUAUAUUCUUGGAAAGGUGGUGGUGGUGGUGGUGUAACAGAGCAUUAAUUAGGUGAAAGAAGCCUAGGUAGGGAAUGGAGCUCUAAAAGGGAAAACAGAUUUGGGACAGUAGGAAACUAGAAUGUCGGAUUGACUGGAGAGGAGCAAUGUUGUUAAACCCUGUGUUUCAUAGGGUAAAUAAUCACUGUUUUAAAAAGACUACUUUACAUUGGAGAAUUCCAGGCCAAACACUAAGCAUCAUGGGAGUUUAUUCUUGUUGUAAAUCUUAGUUUUUAAAAAAGUCUAAGAGUGUGGAUGCCCUUUCUGGUGUAGCUGAAAAAGGGAGAAACUAUGACUUGUUUAGAUCCAAGUGCCUGGCACAGUGUGUGAUGUGUCUUUAGAAGGUGCUUGAAUUUAUUGUGCACUGUAGUACAAACAGUCACUGUUUGGUUUUAUUUUAAAAUCAGUAGUUUUGCAAUUUGUAUUUAAUUUUAAUUCCUGUUUUCUGAUAGCUUCUGCCUUUUUUUAUGCCAAGAGGCUAGACUAUGAAGAAUGGUGGGUGACGUAUCAUUUUCCCAUAAUGAAAUGUGCUACAGAACACACUCAGUAUUUUUUUUUUCUUACUUUUUGUAACUAAAUAUUAGCUACCAAGCUAAAAUUGAUUCCUGCCUUAUACCUAUGGAGGUUUUUAAAAAAAACUUUCAAGGCCCUAGUUCCAGCCACAUCUGCUGCAGGUGCAGCCAACUCCAAUUCUGAAGGUAACCUGAAAAGUAUGAAUGUGUACAUGAUGAACAACAACUUGUUUUGUAUUUUCUUUAAUGUAGCAUUUCAUUUGGAAAGAUGGGUUGUGGUUGUCCCCGUUGCUGUAAUGGAGUUCUGUCCAUGGUCACAUAAAACCAUCAUUCUGUAAAAAAAACAAAAAAACUGCUAUGGUUACUGAAAUGGCACUUUGAUUUUAUGUGUUUGUUUUACAUGUACACACUACCAUAAAUUAAAAAUACCAAGCAUAUUCUGUGCUUUUAACGCUGAAGGGAAAAACCACAAUUUGAAUUAUGCAGAGUUUACUUUUUAUUGAUAUGAACUUGUUGUACUAAAUCUAAUGUCUGGAUAUAACUUCCCUAAUAUAUAUUGUUACUUAAAUAUAUAAAUUAGGUUGACCACUAACACAGUACUGGAUGUUAACAUCAAAUCCUAUGUUACAUCGAGAGGCUGUUCUUGUAAGUCUGUCUAAACAUUAUCUAGAAAGCUAAGAGUAUUUACUUGCCUCUGACAAAUAUUAACGUAUGUUAUUUGUGCCAGUUUCUUUGUUGAAAAUACUAUAUUUUUUUUUACUUUUUUAAUAAACGGUAUGACCUGAAGUUAUACAGUUGUCUAGAUAACAGUUAGACUGCGGAUGGCUGAUGGGUAAUGUGGAGGUACUUCCUGGUGUAAUGGGUGCAAGUUGCAAGCUACCGCACCAGUAGUAAUGGCACACUGUCCUCCUGACGCUGAGAAUUGAGAUUGGAGACUAAAAUGUCAAAAACUCAACAAGAAAAUUGAAAAAGGCUGUGAUUGUAAUGGGAUAUAGUUUGAAAACCUCAGUCUGAACCUGUGUUUUUAUCAUCUAGCCUGAUAAGCACUUUCUCUAGCAAUAUGUGCUAAAACUUAAAAUUGAAGUACUUUCCAGUUCUAUAAAAAUGUUAAAUAUACUAAAAUUGAUCAAAACUGAUAACGUAUGAUAACUUACCAGCUUUGCAGAAAGAUGCUUCUGACAAAAUAGAAACAGGUUUCUGGUUUCUAAUUGCAAGUGAAUGCUCCUAGUUUACUGAAAGUUCUAAGUAAUGUAGCAUCCUGUGGUUGCCAAAGUGUGUCAACUUUGGUGAGCUGCACAGUUGUUUUUCUGGUGUCUUCAAAUAUUGGAACCAAAGGCCAAAUUGCAAGCAGCCUUUACAUUUUCAAGUGAAACUUCAUUUUAUUUGCAGAUACACUUGUAUGGUAGACUGUUUAAACUGUUAUAUGACUAUAUUUAUAUGCAUUAUAGUGACUGCAUCUACUGUUCAUGUUUAAACUAAGGAAACAAGAUGAAAUCAUUCAACUUGAAGCAAAUAGAAAAGUUUAAAGAUUGGCCCUCCAUAAAAAUGCUGUGGUUAUGCUGCUUGAUUUUAAUUUUGCACUUUUUUAUUGGCAUUUUAAAAAACUGUUUAAACUGAACAGAAGUUUGUAUUUUAUUUAAUUUAACUACGUUGAAAGUGACUGCUCUGUACAUCAUGGACUUAACAAUAUACAUGCUGUAAAUGAAAGUUCACUGUCCUGUAUACUAAGUUUAUCGGGGUUUUUUUUUCCAACUUACAGUUAGGACUGCAAAUGUAUGAAACACACCUUAGUCCAGUUGUAUGGCUUUAACCAGGUGCAGUAUGCAGUCAUGUGGAAUCUUGCUUUCUAGUGCUGGCAAAACGAGGACGUCUUUAAUUACUGGCUUCAAUAAACACGAAUCCAGACUGCUUUA